Molecule: messenger RNA, 858 nt
Organism: Fusarium coffeatum
Lineage: Eukaryota; Fungi; Ascomycota; Sordariomycetes; Hypocreales; Nectriaceae
Exons: 2
Coding region: 1-858 (285 amino acids)
Cellular component (GO): nucleus
Source: RefSeq, a predicted model, not a curated record
AUGGGCAAAAAGCGCGCGCGCGAAGAAGCCAAGGAUGUCCCACCUGCGGACGUCGACAAGAUGGACGAGGAUGGCUCCGAUGGUGAGGAUUUCGAUAUGGUCGACGUCGAUUUUGAGUGGUUCAACUUUGACCCCGAGGUUGACUUCCAUGGAACCAAAACCCUUUUGCGACAGCUAUUCGACGUUGAUGCGAAUCUUUUCAACAUGUCUGCCCUCGCCGAUCUUGUUCUCUCACAACCCACAAUUGGCUCGACCAUUAAGGUUGACGGCAAAGCCAACGACGCCUACGCGAUGCUCACCGUCCUCAACACAGCUGUUCACCAAGAUAAGGAGCCUAUGAAUGAUAUCAUCAAGUACCUUGUGGAGAAGGCGCAAACCAAUUCGUCUCUAGCACCCAUUGCGGAUGUACUCGGCAGCGGCAAGCAUGUAGGACUCGUUUUCUCUGAACGACUCAUCAACAUGCCCUCUGAACUGGCGCCACCGCUCUACUCAAUGCUUGUCGAUGAGGUCGAGGCCGCCGUCGAGGAUAAGGAGCCUUACAAUUUCUCCCACUACUUGAUUCUAUCCAAGACAUACCAGGAGAUGGAGUCCAAACUGGAUGUCGAGAACCAGAAGCGCAAGAAAGCCAAGGAGGAAGCCGGCAUGUACUAUUUCCACAUGGAGGAUGAGGUGCUGCACAAACAUGCGGUCGCGCACGGAAACUUCAACUACACAAAAGAGGACGAGCUGGCGGCAGACAGCAAGCGGGCAUUCCAAGAGAUGGGCGUCAAGGCGCACGGGCACAUGAUUCUCAUUGAAGCAAACAAGUUCCCCGGGGCAGUAAAGGCUGUUAAUGAAUAUCUGAGUGCUGCGCAAUAA